AAAAAUAUCAAAAACUAAAUAAAUAUAUCAUAUGAGAGAACCAUAUAUUUAUUAUUUGACCUAAAAUUUUUGCUAAAUCAUAAAAACAACUCAAAUUUCAGAACAAAAAACACUCAAAAUCAUAAAAAAUGAAACAAAAAAAAAAAAAUAUAGAAAAAAAAAUCAGAAAAAACAGAAAUAUCAAAAAAGACAGCUUAAAAGUAAUAAGAAGUAGAAAAUUCUCAAAAAAAGAAAAAAAAUAUAUAAAAAAAACACAAAAACAAAACAAUUUAUCUAUUUCUGAAACAAUAUCUACAUCUGGAAACAAAGAAAUUAACAAAUUCGUUGAAAAAAUAGAUAAAAAUACACAACUUACAAGAUUACAGCAAAAAAUGAAAUCAAAAUUAUCAGGAGGAAAAUUUCGUUUAAUUAAUGAACAUUUAUAUAAUAUUACAAGUAAAGAAGCAAUGGAAUUCUUCAAAGAAAACCCAGAAAUGUAUGAAGAGUAUCAUAUAGGUUUCCAAAACCAAAUAUCAUCUUGGCCAAAGAAUCCAACCGAUUUAAUAAUUGAAGAUUUAUCUGAAUUUAUAAAUGAAUCCAGAAAAAUGAUUCUCAAGGUGGCGGAUUUAGGAUGUGGAGAUGCAAAAAUAGCAAGAACAAUGAAAGAUAUAUCAAAUAUUAAAGUAUAUAGUUAUGAUCUAGUGUCUCGAAACUCAUUUGUUACUAAAUGUGAUAUAUCUAACCUGCCGCUUAAAAGCUCAACAAUUGAUAUAGCUAUUUUUUGUUUAAGUCUUAUGGGAACAAAUUACAUCGACUUUUUAAAAGAAGCAUGGAGAAUUUUGAAAAUGAACGGAAAACUAUGGAUUGUUGAAAUUAAAUCUCGAUUUAUGGAUAAUGAAGGAACAGCUUUUUGCACAGCACUAUCAUCACUUGGAUUUUCAUUUGUAAAAAAAGAAACUUCAAAUAAAAUGUUUAUAUAUUUAUAUUUUAAAAAAACUAAUAAACUUAAUGAAAAGAAUUUUGGCAUAUUACUCAAAUCAUGUAUAUAUAAACGGCGCUAA
Molecule: messenger RNA, 1040 nt
Organism: Pneumocystis murina B123
Lineage: Eukaryota; Fungi; Ascomycota; Pneumocystomycetes; Pneumocystales; Pneumocystaceae
Exons: 4
Coding region: 129-1040 (303 amino acids)
Biological process (GO): rRNA methylation; ribosomal large subunit biogenesis
Cellular component (GO): nucleolus
Molecular function (GO): rRNA (adenine) methyltransferase activity
Source: RefSeq, a predicted model, not a curated record